GCAUUCUAAUUCAUUAUCGAAAAUUAAGACAAACAAUUCUUUUUAUAUCAUUUGAGUGUCAUAAUUGGAUAAUUUUCUUAUAGAAACCACUUGAACUUACAAAUCAUUUUGAGAUUUAACUAAUUUGUUUUCGAAUUUUAUAGAUUGACUAAGGCUUUCUGUGAUCUAAAUAAACGUGUGUUUAUUAAAAAUAUGGCUGCAUCACAUGCUUCAUCAUUUCUUAUAUCACUUCUUAUUAGUUUAUUAUUAUUUGCAUCGAUGCAAUUAUUUCGUAUUCAACUUGGAUCAAGCCAACCAUUGACUAUUGUUGGUGGUUUUAUUGGUUCAUUGGUAUUUAUAUCGCUCUUAACGGCUAUCAGUAAUUUUGAAAUGAAUACUUUUGGACCAAAUUAUCAAGCACGAGUUUUUCCUGAAGUUGUUAUUUGUUUAUUUAUAUCAAUGAUAUGUUCUGCAUUUGUUCAUCGAGUCUGUGUAACAACAUGUUUGAUCUUCUCAUUAAUUGCACUUUAUUAUAUAAAUCGUAUUUCAACAAGUGUCUAUGGAAAUCCAAGUGUACCAGCAACAGGUUAUGCAACACAAAAUUUUUCUGUCAAAAAGAAACAAAAAUAA
Rotaria sordida is the source of this 609-nucleotide messenger RNA. The record is from the annotation of a GenBank genome assembly. Lineage: Eukaryota; Metazoa; Rotifera; Eurotatoria; Philodinida; Philodinidae.